GCAUGAGGUAAACACGCUCGCAUGAUCAAUUAGAAUGGAAUGAAAAUAUUCGCGAGGAGCCCGCCACUUUUCUUCGUUUCCUGAACGAAGAAAGAAUCAUGUACGGUUUUGUGAAUUACGCCCUCGAACUCCUCGUAGUGAAGACCUUCGACGUCGAAACAUGGGAAGCGAUAAAAAGGGACGCGGCUGUAAAUAUGGAGGGGCAGUUUUUAGUGCGGCAGAUAUACGACGACGAGAUUACGUACAACCUCAUUUCCUGUGCUGUCAAUCGGCUCAACAUUCCUGCCAACGAAAUCCUGGAACUAUUCGGCCGCACCUUUUUCGAGUUUUGUCAGGACUCGGGGUACGACAGAAUCCUUCAGGUGCUCGGAGCAACCCCCAGGGAUUUUCUGCAGAAUCUGGAUGCCCUUCACGACCACCUGGGUACGCUGUAUCCAGGAAUGAGGGCGCCUUCUUUCCGCUGCACCGAAAGGCCCGAAGAUGGUGCUCUCGUUCUGCAUUAUUACUCGGAUCGACCCGGUCUGGAACACAUUGUCAUUGGGAUUGUAAAGACCGUUGCCAAAAAGCUACACGACACCGACGUCGACAUGCGGAUAUUGAAGUCGAAGGAUGAGUGCGACCACGUGCAGUUCCUUAUCACCGACAGUUCCGGUCCUGGGGACAACGCCAAGCCGAUGAUCGCCGAUCUGGAGACCAUCUCCCUUGAGCCGAAGGUCAGUCCCGCUACUUUCUGCCGAGUGUUCCCGUUUCACCUGAUGUUCAAUCGGGAACUCACCAUAGUACAAACUGGAUGCACCAUUACCCGCGUUAUGCCCCAGGUUUGCAGCGGUAACUGCAAAUUGAACGACAUCCUGCUUACCGUCAGGCCGCAUUUGGAAUUGACUUUUGAAAACAUUCUAUCGCACAUCAACACCGUUUACGUGUUGAAAACCAAGAAGGGCGUAAUGCGCGUCGAUGCUGCCGAGGAGUACUCGAACUUACGUCUAAAGGGCCAGAUGCUGUACAUACCGGAAAAUAACUUCGUCAUUUUCCUGUGCUAUCCCAGCGUGAUGAAUCUCGACGACCUCACCAGACGCGGAUUGUACCUCAGCGACGUCCCUCUGCACGACGCCACGAGAGACCUCGUCCUUAUGUCGGAACAAUUCGAGGCGGACUACAAGCUCACCAGAAACUUGGAAUUGCUCACCGACAAGCUGCAGCAGACUUAUCGAGAACUCGACGGGGAGAAGCAGAAGACCGACAGAUUACUCUACUCCGUUCUGCCGAUAUCCGUGGCCAACGAGCUAAGGCAUUCCAGACCGGUGCCGGCCAAAAAGUACGACUGCGUAACCCUUCUUUUCUCCGGAAUCGUCGGGUUCGCUGCAUACUGCGCUGCCCACACCGACUCGAGCGGAGCCAUGAAGAUCGUCAACAUGUUGAACCAGCUUUACACCGCCUUCGACGUCCUUACGGACCCCAAAAAGAACCCCAACGUGUACAAGGUGGAAACUGUGGGUGACAAAUACAUGGCCGUGAGCGGAUUACCGGAGCCAUGUCGCAGUCAUGCGAGAUGCAUUGCACGCCUGGCGUUAGACAUGAUGGAUCUUGCAGCGGACGAAGUUCAAAUCGAUGGCGAACCUGUGAAAAUCACCAUUGGCAUCCACAGCGGUGAGGUCGUCACCGGAGUCAUCGGACAUCGCAUGCCAAGAUAUUGUCUAUUUGGUAACACCGUCAACUUGACGAGUCGAACGGAAACGACGGGAGAGCCGGGCAAAAUCAACGUUUCCGAAGAUGCGUACAGGUAUCUGUGCAUGCCAGAGAAUCAGGAUCCCCAGUUCCUGCUGGAGUACAGAGGCCCUGUGAUCAUGAAGGGUAAGAACGAACCCAUGAACGUAUGGUUCCUUUCGAGAGAGAGGGAACUACCGUCUUAAACCUCUCGACGUCUCCGUCAUUCCGUCUAGGCCGAUCACUGAAAACUUCGCAAUAGCAAUAACGUCGAAGAUCUCUCUAGGAUUAAAUCCGACGAACUAUGUCUAAAUAAUAAAUACCAAUGCG
Orussus abietinus is the source of this 2034-nucleotide messenger RNA. RefSeq names its product guanylate cyclase soluble subunit beta-1 (gene Gycbeta100B). Gene Ontology annotation, molecular function: guanylate cyclase activity; heme binding. The record is from RefSeq and is a predicted model, not a curated record. Gene Ontology annotation, cellular component: guanylate cyclase complex, soluble. The transcript is spliced from 14 exons. Gene Ontology annotation, biological process: response to oxygen levels; cGMP biosynthetic process. Lineage: Eukaryota; Metazoa; Arthropoda; Insecta; Hymenoptera; Orussidae. Bases 99 to 1910 code for a protein of 603 amino acids.